Carassius gibelio (silver crucian carp) is the source of this 1456-nucleotide messenger RNA. RefSeq names its product bloodthirsty-related gene family, member 2 (gene btr02). Gene Ontology annotation, molecular function: protein binding. NCBI's taxonomy places the organism in Eukaryota, Metazoa, Chordata, Actinopteri, Cypriniformes, Cyprinidae. The record is from RefSeq and is a predicted model, not a curated record. Bases 129 to 1445 code for a protein of 438 amino acids. The transcript has 7 exons.
AAAGUUCAAGGCAUUGUCUGGCUCCUCCCCCUGCUGGAAACACACCUAUGUACUUUAUGCUCUAGUUCACUUUAUGAGACUCACUGUAGGAGACGUGAAUGACUCUCUUCAUCUGCUGAAGUACAGGAAUGGAAUCUACCAUGAGUCUCCUGUCCGAGAAGCACUUCCUGUGCUCUCUGUGUGAGGAGAUCUUCAGUAACCCAGUGACAACGCCCUGCGGACACAGCUUUUGUAAAGCAUGUCUCCGUGUUUACUGGAGCCGCAGCGGGUCAGACGAGUGUCCGCUCUGUAGGAGGGCCUUUGGCUCCAGACCACAUAUCAGCGUGAACCGCAUACUGGCGGACGUCACUGAAAACUACAGGAAGACACGCUUGGCUGCUAAAUCCAAGUUCUUCAGUAUGGAUGAACUUCAGGAUGAACCUAAAAAUGCAGGAGAGGUGCAGAAAAUGAUUCAGGAAAGAUUUCAGAAGAUUGAGAAACUUCAGAAUUCCUUAAAGCUCCUAAAGAGCACAUGUCUUCGGGAGGUUCAGGAAAGCCAAAGGGUGUUUUCUUUUCUGUUGAGCACCUUAGAGAAGAACCAUAAACUGGUAGUGGCUGCUGUUGAGCAGAAACAAAAAGAGGCAGAGAAAAGAGUGGAAAGGCUUGUAAAAGACCUGGAGAAAGAAAUGCUUGAACUGGAAAAUGGACAAACCAACCCUGAGCACUUGGAUGACAAGGAGCGUCUUAAAAAGAGCUUCAGUGAUAUACCGCGUGCGAUGAGAGACUGGUCUAGAGUCACACUGGAGACUGAUCCUUGUGUUGGCUUCACCAGGCAGGCUGUGGUGGACUUCAUGGAUACAGUCACGAUGGAAGCUAGAAGACUGUCUAAAGCUGAACUGAAGAGGCUGCAGAAGUACUCAGUUGAAGUAAAUCUGAAUCCUAGGACAGCUCAUGCUUACCUCUACAUCUCUGAGGACAGGAAGGAGGUCAGACAUGCGAAUAAGCGACAAGAGGUCCCAGAAAACCCCAAAAGGUUUGACCGGGUGGCUAACGUAAUGUCCAAGGAAGCCUUCAGCCAUGGAAAGCAUCUUUGGGAAGUGGAGGUUGGCGACAAGACUGACUGGGAUCUGGGAGUAGCCAAACAAUCUGUCAACAGAAAGGGGAAAUUUACUAUUUGUCCAGCCAACGGCUUCUGGAUGCUUAGCUUAAAGAAUGGCACCCAGUACAUCGCUAACACAUCCCCUCCAACUUUCUUCAGCCUCAGUCACAAACCUAAAAGACUGUCCAUUUACCUGGACUUUGAGGAGGGACGUGUGUCUUUCUAUUGUUUGGAUACCGGGACUCAUCUCUACACUUUCAAAGAUACUUUCACAGAUAAGCUCCACCCCAUCUUCAGCCCGGGACGACCCCACGGGGAAAAGAACACUGCUCCCCUUAUCAUCAGCAGCAGCUGCUGCAGCAUCUGAAGCAAUAUGCU